GACCAUACUUAUGUAUAUAUAACCUCCCUUCCCAGGCACACCCUUGCAAUCAACCCUCUUAUUCUAGACCCCGAACCCUGACUUGACAACCUAGUAGACAAUGGACUUCUCCCUUCAACACCACGAGUCCUUCAUCGGCCGUCCGGCCACCGACCUCCCCACCCCCUCUCUAAUCCUCAGCAAACCGACCCUCGAGAAAAACAUCAACCAGCUCCUCCAAGAUGUGAAAGAUCUGCGCUUAUCAUUUCGUCCACACGUGAAAACCCUCAAAUCCCUCGAACUCACCCGCCUCAUGCUCGCCAACGGCACCCACCGCCGCAUCGUAGCCUCCACACUCAGCGAACUCCGAGGCGUCCUCCCCCUCGCAAAAGAGGGUAUUCUCGAUGAGGCCCUCUACGGCCUCCCAAUCUACCCCUCCGCCCUCCCCCACCUCCAGCACAUCCUCACCACAACACCCACCCUAAAACUCCUCCUCAUGAUCGACUCCCCCCAACACAUCGACAUUCUCGAAUCCUACGCCGCUGCAAACCCCACGAGAAAUAUCGCCGCCUGGCCCGUCUUCAUCAAAAUCGACGUCGGCUCGCAUCGCGCAGGCGUGGAACUUUCCUCGGAUGAAUUACCUGCUCUCGUCAGACGAGUUGAGGGAUCGAAGGCGGUGGAAUUGUAUGGGUUUUAUUGUCAUGCGGGACAUUCGUAUGCGUGUCGGAGGGAGGAGGAGGUGAAGACGGUGCUCGGGGAGGAGGUUAGGGGGGUUUUGGAGGCUGUGAGGUUUAUUCAGGGGAAGAGAAAAGUGGUGGUGAGUGUGGGGUCUACGCCCACGGCGCAUGUGGUUCGGGAGGUUAGGGGGUUUUUGAAUGGUGGGGUGGAGGUGGAGUGUGUAAUGUAUACAGGAAACUACCCCUCGAAUGAUCUCCAGCAGGUAUGUACAGGGAUAGUCAAAGAGGAGGAGCAGGCGCUACGCAUCCUGGCAGAAGUGUGCAGUGUGUAUCCGGGACGGAACGAGGCGUUGAUAAAUGCUGGUACGGUGGCGCUGUCGAAAGAGACGAGCGAGGUCCCCGGAUUUGGACGCGUGGUGGAUCGUGCGGAGUGGUCUGUGGCGAGGAUGUCGCAAGAGCAUGGGAUUCUUGGACUCAGUGGGAAGGAUACGGAGGGACCCGAGAAGGUGGAGGAAGUGUUUCGGGUUGGUCAGAAGGUGAUGCUGUAUUGUCAGCAUGCGUGUAUUACGGCUGCGGCGCAUUUUGUGUAUUAUGUUGUGGAUGAGGAGGAUGUGGUUAGGGAGACGUGGGUGCCAUGGAAGGGGUGGUAG
This is a messenger RNA of Aspergillus sclerotioniger CBS 115572, 1306 nucleotides long. RefSeq names its product D-serine ammonia-lyase DSD1. The transcript is spliced from 4 exons. Gene Ontology annotation, biological process: D-serine catabolic process. Gene Ontology annotation, molecular function: D-serine ammonia-lyase activity. Bases 101 to 1306 code for a protein of 401 amino acids. NCBI's taxonomy places the organism in Eukaryota, Fungi, Ascomycota, Eurotiomycetes, Eurotiales, Aspergillaceae. The record is from RefSeq and is a predicted model, not a curated record.